GCGGCGCGGAAACUUGGCCGCGGCUUUCCGGGAGCUGUGACUCGGGAGGGGGUGGCGCAGGAGCGGUCGCUACCCAGUCGGGACCAGGCCGCCGGCUUCGCGGAGCUCCGCGCGCUCCUCCCGCCCCCGGGCUCGCGCUCUUGGAAGGGGCGCGCCCGCGCGGACCCGCGCUCCCGUCGCCGCCCACUCCCCUUCCCGCGGCCGCCCCUCCCUCCGCCCGGACAGCCGGCGGUGGCGGCGGCGGCGGUGGCGGCCGGGAGAGGCCCCUCCUUCACGCCCUCCUUCUUUCCCUCGCUCGCAGCGGAGCGGAGCCGGCGGACGCGGCUGGGCCCCCAACCCUCCCCGGGCCAUGGCCGGCAACGUGAAAAAGAGCUCCGGGGCCGGGGGCAGCGGCGGCUCCGGGGGCUCGGGCUCGGGCGGCCUGAUCGGGCUCAUGAAGGACGCCUUCCAGCCGCACCACCACCACCACCACCUUAGCCCCCACCCGCCGGGCACCGUGGACAAGAAGAUGGUGGAGAAGUGCUGGAAGCUCAUGGACAAGGUGGUGCGAUUGUGUCAGAACCCAAAGCUGGCGCUAAAGAAUAGCCCACCUUAUAUCUUAGACCUGCUGCCAGACACCUACCAGCACCUCCGCACUGUCUUGUCAAGAUAUGAGGGGAAGAUGGAGACCCUUGGAGAAAAUGAGUAUUUUAGGGUGUUCAUGGAGAAUUUGAUGAAGAAAACUAAGCAGACCAUAAGCCUCUUCAAGGAGGGGAAAGAAAGAAUGUAUGAGGAGAAUUCUCAGCCUAGGCGAAACCUAACCAAACUAUCCCUGAUCUUCAGCCACAUGCUGGCAGAACUAAAAGGAAUCUUUCCGAGUGGACUCUUUCAAGGAGACACAUUUCGGAUUACGAAGGCAGAUGCUGCUGAAUUUUGGAGGAAAGCUUUUGGGGAAAAGACAAUAGUCCCUUGGAAGAGUUUCCGACAGGCCCUUCACGAAGUGCAUCCCAUCAGCUCCGGGCUCGAGGCCAUGGCUCUGAAAUCCACUAUUGAUCUGACCUGCAAUGAUUAUAUUUCAGUUUUUGAAUUUGACAUCUUUACACGACUCUUUCAGCCCUGGUCCUCUUUGCUCAGGAACUGGAACAGUCUUGCCGUAACUCAUCCUGGUUACAUGGCUUUCCUGACAUACGAUGAAGUAAAAGCUCGGCUCCAGAAGUUCAUUCACAAACCGGGCAGUUACAUUUUCCGGCUGAGUUGCACUCGUCUGGGUCAGUGGGCUAUUGGGUAUGUCACUGCUGAUGGGAACAUUCUGCAGACGAUCCCUCACAAUAAACCUCUCUUCCAAGCCCUGAUUGACGGCUUCAGGGAAGGCUUCUAUCUGUUUCCAGAUGGACGGAAUCAGAAUCCCGACCUGACAGGCUUAUGUGAACCAACUCCCCAAGACCACAUCAAAGUGACCCAGGAACAAUAUGAAUUAUACUGUGAGAUGGGCUCCACCUUCCAGCUGUGUAAAAUAUGCGCUGAAAACGAUAAGGAUGUGAAAAUUGAGCCCUGUGGACACCUCAUGUGCACGUCCUGUCUCACGUCCUGGCAGGAAUCCGAAGGCCAGGGCUGUCCUUUCUGCCGAUGUGAAAUUAAAGGUACUGAGCCCAUUGUGGUCGAUCCGUUUGACCCUCGAGGAAGUGGCAGCCUACUGAGGCAAGGAGCCGAGGGAGCUCCCUCCCCAAAUUAUGAGGAUGAUGAUGAUGAACGAGCUGAUGAUUCUCUCUUUAUGAUGAAGGAACUGGCUGGUGCGAAGGUGGAACGGCCUCCUUCUCCGUUUUCGAUGGCCCCACAAGCUUCCCUUCCCCCAGUGCCACCUCGACUUGACCUUCUGCAACAGCGGGUGUCUCUUCCUGCAAGUGCUUCUGGUCUUGGAACUGCUUCUAAGGUAGCUUCUGGCUCCCUUCAUAAGGACAAACCAUUACCAAUACCUCCCACACUUCGAGAUCUUCCACCACCACCCCCUCCAGACCGGCCAUAUUCUGUUGGAGCAGAAUCCCGGCCGCAGAGACGUCCCUUGCCUUGUACACCGGGUGACUGUUCGUCCAGAGACAAACUGCCCCCUGUUCCCUGUGGCCGCCUUGGGGAAUCAUGGCUGCCUCGGCCAAUCCCCAAAGUACCAGUGGUUGCCCCCAACUCUAGUGACCCCUGGACAGGUAGAGAAUUAACCAACAGGCACUCACUCCCAUUUUCAUUGCCCUCACAAAUGGAACCCAGAGCGGAUGUGUCCAGGCUUGGAGGCACAUUCAGUGUGGAUACCUCCAUGAAUGUGAAUAACAACCCAUUAGCAGGUUCAGAGUGUGAGCACCCCAAAAUCAAACCUUCUGCAUCGGCCAAUGCCAUUUACUCUCUGGCCGCCCGGCCUCUUCCUGUACCAAAGCUGCCCCCCGGGGAGCAGUGUGAAAGUGAGGAGGACACGGAGUAUAUGACCCCCUCCUCCAGGCCUCUGGGGCUUCCAAAGCCAGAUGGGAAACGGCCUUUGGAGACCGCCCAGAGUUCACGAGCGUGUGACUGUGACCAGCCGAUUGAUAGCUGUACAUACGAAGCAAUGUAUAAUAUUCAGUCCCAGGCGAUGCCAUCAGCCACAGAAAGCAGCUCCUUCGGGGAAGGGAGUCUGGCCGCGGGCCAUGGGGGUGCCGGCCCUGAGGGAUCAGAAAAUGAGGAAGACGGCUAUGACGUCCCUAAGCCGCCGGUGCCGGCUGUGCUGGCCCGCCGGACCCUCUCCGACAUCUCUAACGCCAGCUCCUCUUUUGGCUGGUUGUCUCUGGAAGGCGAGCCCACCACACACUUCACCGAGGGUUCCCAAGUUCCUGAAAGGCCUCCCAAGCCGUUCCCUCGGAGAAUCAACUCAGAACGGAAAGCAGGCAGCUGUCAGCCGGGUGCCGCCGCCGCCUCCUCGCCGCAGCUCUCCAGUGAGAUCGAGAGCCUCAUGAGCCAGGGCUACUCCUACCAGGACAUUCAGAAGGCCCUGGUCAUUGCCCACAACAACAUCGAAAUGGCCAAGAACAUCCUCCGGGAAUUUGUUUCUAUCUCGUCUCCUGCCCACGUCGCCACUUAGCAGAACCCUCUCCGCUGUGGCGUCAGGACCAGUGAGCCGGGCGCUGUCCCCCAGGCGGCCCCUCAGAGGGCAGAGGUUCCUCGGGAGACUUCACAGUGAAGUCUGGCCCUCUCUGUGGGAUUCCACAUCUGUGGUUCCAAGAUUUCAAAACAGUGGAGUGAACGUGGAGCAGCUAGUGUGUUUUACUUUGUUUUGAGAGUGGAUUUGAAGGUGUCCUUCAGUCCCCAAUUAGAGUGUGGAUUUUUAUUAAAUGGUAGCCUACUGGGGGAACAGUCUAGAAAGCGGUGGGAGAAGUAUUGUGCUGUAAAUCCUCAUGGGGGACUUCAGACUUCCCUGGGUUAAGGAGUGCUUGUGCGUGUGUGUGUGUCUGUCUGUCUGUGGUGGCGUGUGUCCUGUGAUUAUAAGAUGAGCCUGCUGUGUGUGUUAAUCCUGGGCAGGGAAUUAGCACAAGAGACGUAGGAAGGAAUGGUCCGGAGACCUCCCUCUACUGUGGUGUGAGACCCCGCCCUGGUGUGUAGUACGGUGCCCUCGAGCUCCCCUGUGGCUUGAAUUACCGUGCGCACAGCUCAAGUCUUGUAUUUUUAGAACACCCUCCCUCUGUCCUUUCCCCUGUCUCUGCCUCCUCCUCCUUGGUGUCUGUCAUUGGCCGCGGGCUUGCUCCGACCAGCCUCACUGAAGCCCAGUGACUUACAGGAUGUUCCUGAUUACGUGUGAUGGUGUUGGUUUGUUUGGUGGAUAGACGGGGCAAGGAAAAGUACUGUUGCUGCAUCAUCACAGUCCUGUGUGAUCCUAGCGGCUAACACUGGUCACUCCAAAGCACUGUUCCCAUAGGAACGUUGAUUCUGUGACAAUGAGAUGUUUUAAUUAUCCUAAUGACGUAAUGACUGAUCUGAGAUAGAGGCCUUCAGAUACAUUCCAUGCCCUCCCCAGAAGGCCGUCUGUGGGAGUCCGUUGCCUUCCUGCCAGGUGUGUGUUCUCAUGUAGGUCACGGGCGUUUAUCCUUACUGGAAGGGAAGAACAUUUGUUUGCAGUCUGGCUUUCUGGCCUGAAGGCCACCAAACUUUGAGGAGCUUCCUUUUCAUGCUCUUUCCCUUAUGCAGAAGAUGGACAAAAUAGAUAGGACUCAUCGGUUUGGUUUUUCUUCCCAGUGAGUCAGUUCCAACUUGUGUGGGCACCUCCCUCGCAACGUGAGCCAGGUUAUACUUUCAGAAGAGGCUUUUGUCCUUGCUCUUGAAGGGGAGGGGAUGGCACCCAUGGUAGCACAGCAUUUUGCUGGUAAUUAGCACCAGUCCUCCCCUGGCACCACCAACGAUAUGGUUUUCUCUUGUGCCUGUGGCUUUGGGAACGGAGCAUCUCUUCCCCUCUUCUCGCCACACUGGUCCUCUGUGCUCUUCACAGACCGCAUUCUCCAUAGUAAUGACAGGUCCCGAAGUGCGACGAACACCUUUGCAGGGGUCAGAGAUGGGGCGAAAAGCCCAGCAGCUGGUGCGCAAGUGGGUUUGUGAGGAAGAUUCGGAGUCCAGCGUGGGGGGGCCGUGAAUCGGUUCCGGUAAGGUACUGCGAAAUGAGCCCCGGUCAGCCAGUGCUCUGGCCGGUCUUUGCUGAAUUCCCUAGCAGGCCGUACCCUCCUGCGCAGCAGAAGCAAACCUACUCUUUGAUACAUCUGCCCUCCUCUAAGUCUAAAUCAUGCUUUUGUCUUUAGAUCCAGACAGAAAUGAAUCUCUCGAGGUCCAUUUUCUUUCCCAUUUUUUCAUCUGUGGAACUAAAGCGUUUCCUGAUUCUUCUCUUCGCUUUUGGCUAUUCCUAGACCUUUUGGCUUUAUGCUCUUGCCUCAGAGCCAUUUACAUUCCCAGGGUAAAUGGUACUGGACCUCUUGUCAAUAGGCUCUGGCUCCCCAGUGUCUGCUCAGCAUGGCCGGGAGCAGCAGCCCUGCCCGGGCGCACCUGGGAGCGGGACAGUGGCAGUCACUGGGAAGCAGUGACCUAGCGUCUCCUUCUAAGAGCCAGUAAGGAGCCUGUUUCAUUUGUGGUUAACACUCCGUUUGCAUUUUGUUUAGAUGCUGGAGUCAGGCAAAGAACCAGGGAAGAUGGCAGCAUUUUCACUGCCUGUCCACACUGGAAGUUUUCCUUGUCUGCAGACCUCGUCCACAGUCUGAAGGUGUGUCAGGAGAACAGAGCCCUGGUUCUGCAUAUCUCUUGCCUGUUUGGUGUAUCCCACAUAUUCUCUGGAGAGUCUUUCCUUACUCAUAUAGGCCAAGGGCAGGUUCGUCCCUUUUUUCCUAAUUGAGUACCCCCGUGCCUCCCGGGGUGGGCCCUGAGACUGGGCUGUCAAGACCCUAGGGUCAGACAUACGCAUCGGUGACUGGCUUGCUGGGUGGCUGUCCUUUGUGGGCCUGGGCUUCCCGCGGGUUAGAACAUUCUGGAAGGUUUGCUAUCUUUGGGUGCUCUGAGGACAAACUUCAGCCAUGCCUGAGACCGCCAUCAUCCCCUCAGAAAAGUUUCCACGUGGGCGUUUGUCUUGAGGGGACUUCCAAAACUUUAAUUUCUUCACUUUUCCUUGGACUAAGGCACAAAUAACCCUUCUUCAUCUUCCAGUUGUAUGGCAGUUUCCAAUUCUGGGCUCUGCUUGGAAUUUAAAACUGCCCUUUCAGAAGUGGGCUCUGAGUUCUGCCAGUUUGGGCAGACCCCUCCCCUCUCUCCCUCCGAAUUCAGGGUGGUUCCUUCUCUGAUCCCUUCCCAGGAGGAUGAGGUAAAAGCCACUUAGGGGUUUUGUCAGAUGCAUUAGGUUCUUCUCUUCAGUGCGGUCUCCUGCUUUCCCUUUGUCUUUCUGGCUUGGUCUACACAGUCUGCCUCGUCGUCGUCUGGGGUCUGCUCGGCAGUAGGUCAUCCGCUGCCCGAGCCAGGCUCCUUCCGCUCAGGUAAAGGGUUCUCAAGUGGAAAAAACCUGUGGGCUCUGUGAUAUACCUCCCUUGAAGAAAUGAAGAGAUUGGUCAGUUUCUCGUCUCCGCGUUUACCUGUUAAUGUUGAUGUAAAUAGCGCUCUGUACCUGUGGAUGGCCAUUCUCCUCCCCUGGCCCUCUGGCCCCCCACAGCCCACACACUCUCUGCCCUUCUCUUAGCCACACAGCCCCAGGGCCCAGGAUGGGGGAGAGUGCUCCUUGUAUCAGUUAGCUGUUCCGUGGAUUAAAAUUUUUCAAAGGGGGUCGCUAUUCUUCAUACUUAAAAGUAUUUAUUUUCUCUGUAGAAAAGUAAAAUAUAACCCAUGGUCCACACAGGAAACAUACAAAUGAGUUUUUGUAAAUUUGCUAGCAGAGUAGGGACCAAGCUCUGUGUUCCCUUUAAGGCACCAUUAACAAGAUCUGCACCUGUUUCGGGUGGUCGGCGCAGGUGUUGAUGCAGAAUAUUUUCCUACCUCACGUCAUGACAGUCAGGGUUACAGACCUUCUUCCUAAACUGCAACUUUCCCUUCCUGCCAUUGGCCUCUCUGACUCCAGUGGCCCCUGGCCUGGAAAGAGCGGCCUUUGGACCACUAGCCCGGCUGUGUACCCGUUAGCCUGUUCGUUCGGCAGAUGUGAGUGACUCCCAGGUGCCAGCAGUGCCAGCUCCGCUCUCUUCCCUCCCACCACAUGCAGAUUUCCUGAUGCCCAUGUAUUGUACUUGCCGGCUCGCCUUUCCCUUUGGCCCUGAGAUAACCCUUCCUGGAAGAUCGUGCAGUGUGUAUUCACAGCUCUUUUCAUGGAGCCAUGGGUUCCUUGUAAAAGCAAUUCAGAGCUCUCCCGUGAACCCCGGUUGUCUUCCCAGAGCCUUGAUGACGUCUGGGAGAUUCGGCGGCGGUCUCCUGGGUACCCGCCGGCUUGGAUGCGUUUCAGUGGAAUCUGUGUUGAGUUGAGGUGCAUAUUGGCUCAGAGUUGCACAGUAGGGCAGUUAAAUGUUUAAGCAAGGCAUCUGCCCACAGUCCCCUCUCCAGUCUAGUGCCUUCCUUGAUCUUUUUACUGAACUGCUUGGAGUCCCUAAUCCCCCUUGUUGUGAAUUUUCUUGUCACCCUCGUGGGACCUGUCACCAUCUCCCAUUCUCUUUGGGACUUGUCCGCCAGACCUUCAACGACCUUUGCAGCUAAUUCUGUGUCCUAGAAGGGCUGGAGGUGUGAUGGUUGGAGUGUUGGAGACCCAACAUCAGGGUCCUGGUCUUGAACGGAUGUACGUGCUCUCCCAAGAGCCAGGCAGUAAACUAGAUGGAACUCAGUCAUUUCGCAGAAAUGUCAGCCUUUCCCUCCCGGGGUAGGAAGCUCAGGACCCUAGAACUUUGCAUCAGGGUGCACACGUCAGCAUGAAGGGGUCCUCGCACCACUUUAACCUCAGCCUCUGUCGCGCUCUUUCUUUACAAAUGCAUCAAGCCAUUUGUGCACGGCGGAGGGUGCAUAGGGAAAGGAGGUCACAAUCUUGUGUCUUCGACUGUCCUGUUUAGGAAUCCAGGCUAAAGAAAGGAGAGAAUCCUCCGGAUGCUGGGUAUUUCACAGACCCCAGCAUGGGAAGCGUAUUGGGUUCUUGCAUGGAGCUGGGACUUACACCCCAUUGCCCAGGUCCACACCACCUCCCGGCUCUUGGGAUCACCGUGCACAGCUUCCCAGUACCUCUUAACUCCUAUUCUCAAGAAAAAAUACAGUCAGCCCAGCAUGUUACUCGGCUUUCUACCCUCAUUGGUCAGCCUGGGUGCAGGGGGCGGGGGAGGGGGGAGGCGGCGGCAGUGUCCUGUCCCCUUGGGUGGGAGUUGGGGUGGGGGGUGGGCUCUCCUAGAAGAGGCUUCAGACAGGAUAAAUACCUUAGAAGUAUUUUAGUAGCAAAACUGCUGUCCUGCCGCCCACUUCCCACCCCGCUUUUUUGAGAGUGGAAAGGCAGGACACAGGACCGUAUCUGGACAUUGAGGAAAUUCUUAGGUUUCGCUUCAUUUGGGUUUCUGGCAUCUUUGUUGCUUUAUUUCCUGUUUUAAUUCCCUUUACCAGUCUUGGCAUCCAAGAUUUCUUACCUCCCUCUUCAGGACCAGUUUCUCCUGCCCCGGAGCUCGUGUGUUCUUGGGAGACAUUUCUUCACCUUCAUUCAAUCUCAGGUUUUUAGCCUUCUUUCGUACUUAGAGAGCAGAUCACAAAUCCCACGGUCACCACCCAUGGACUUCUGGGCUCUCCUCAGGUUUUAGCGCUGAAAAUAUAUUCAUUCUAUGAGCCUGUGGCCCGCCCGUGCCCCUCCCUGCCCGCCUCCUCACCCUUGCAUUUGGUCUUUGCCAUGUGAGGAGAGCUCUGCACUAAUAGCUAUGGGCAGGCCUUCUGAGGUACCCCAGAAGCUACUUCCCUGUAGCCAGCAAGAGUAUCUGGUGGCUGGGACAGUUGCCAGGACAGAAAUCAGAUGUAGAUGUCAGCUCGGAGGAGUUUUGACUGAGAGCUCUUUAGACCAGAAACCCUUGUCUUCCCUGUCCGCCGGCUUGCUUUGUGGUCCCGUAUCAAAGCCUUUAAUUUUUUGGAUUUUGACACAACUGCUUCUGCUUGCCUAAGUGUUUUGAUCUUACUUACCUCAUCCUGGGGCCUGUCCCAUGUUAGUAAGGCAUUUCAUAAUUACUUGUAACUUUUUUAAACUGUUGGAGUCGUUUGGAAUACACAGAAGUAACCUAGUAAUCCAAAGAUACACAUUGAGGCACGUGACAAACGGUGGGGUCGUUAGCCUUUGCAUUUGAUACUCUGGACUCGGCUCCAGACUUAAGGACCAGAGGGACAGCAACGCCAUGUGCCUCUGUCCAAGGAAAUCUGGGUUGGUCUCAAAGGAGAGUACCAGUGUUUUUUCGUUCCAAUAAGUAGCACCCCAAUGAAGAGGUGGGGAGGUAGGGACGGAAAGAGCGAGCGCUGCGUGGAGGCUCGUUCACGUUCAGAUGGGAAGGUCAGCCCUUCUGAAGGGCCAGCUGUUUACUCGGAUAGCAGCUGUCUGCACCUCUCCCUGCCCCUUCCCUUGGGUCGUGCUUGAGAAAAAUGUGGCGGACCACUCCCUCUUUUUGUACAGGGCCAAGGCUGAAAGCCAAACUCCGCUCCUACUGAUUAGGCAGCCAAACAGAUCAGCAGAGCUGUGAUCACCCGGCUCCGUGUUCCUGACUUCUUCCUGCAGGGAACGAGAGAGGCACCUCUCCUUUGCCUCACAAGUUCUCCUUCCACCCCUGCACCAGACUGGGAGACCAGGUUGGGGAGUGGGGGUAUGCUCAGGACAAGCCCCGUGUGACUCCUCAGGCCUGGCACUGCCUUCCUGCUCAGCCCCACCAGGGGGACGGGGCGGGGGUUUUAGGUGGGGUGGAGAGGAUGGUGUGCAGGCCAGGCUGUGUGCCCACACUCGGUGCCCUGAAGUCCGUGUGUGUCGCUCCCUCCUCCCUACCUACCUCUGACCCUGUUGUGGGUGAGGGUGGCCGUGCUCAUGGCUGUCUGGAAACUGAAGAGGCAGAGACCUAUUAAGGAAUCUGUAGACCACAUGUUUUUCCUUGGCUUCUUUCUUCUGCUGUCUGGGUAAGCCUGUAGGCACAGUGCCUGGGAAAGCGGAUGCCUCCCGACCUGCCUGUCUCGGUGUCGUGGCCUUGACCUCCUGCUGAAACAUGUGGUAGAGGCAUGGCAGCUAAGAGGUACCGCCUACAUGUGCUUUCUGGCUGUGGUGACUUGGGAUUUUUAACCUUAUAUAUCUUUUUCCUUUAUUCAAAACAGAACAAUUUUUAGCACACUGAAAAAAAAAAAAAAAGCCAAACAUUUUGUGCCUUUCUAAGGCAGCACUGUAUCCCAGGCUGCAUUUUAGGACUUAAUAUGGAAAUACCAGAGUCUUAGCUCCUCUACCUUGAGUGUCAGUCCUUACAGUCUAGGAGGGAGGAGGAGAAAACUGUGUGGGGUGGGGAAGAGGGCACACAGGUGUGGUGGGGCAGCGGUCCCUUCCCCCUGCCCUGGUGGCUCUGUUGGAAAAAGCAAGCAUUACCCUGGGAUCAUUUGGCUCCAAUCAGAAUCGUAGUUAGAGGUUGAAUGCUGUGUCUCCAGCAGGAGGAGAGAGACUGUCCUGGGACUCCCAGGAGUGCUGUGGACCCUGCAGGUGUGCUAGCCUCCGGCUCCUGGGAAGGACCCAGCUGCGGGGAAGAGCGGAGGAUGGACUCUGACGACAACGGGAGGUGGUUUGUGUCUUUCUGCUGGAUCCCAAACUGGCCUAGACCUCCUGCCUCUCCCUUCAGAUGUGGCUUUUCUUUUAUUUGAAGAUUUCGGUCUUAAAGCAUUAAGUAGCCAGUGCCCUCGGUGGGGGCCAGUUUUCCCCUGGGAAAGGCAGCAAGGCCCACAUGCCAGAGCCUGGCCUCAGGAUUGUGGCCACUGUAGGUUUCAGCAAAGGAAAAAGAAAAAAAUGUUUUCUUCAUGGUAUUUUACUUCUCCCUCUCCCUUUUCAAUUCUUCCCUGCCUUUAACUAAUAAGGAAUUGGGGAAAGAAUUCUUUUUCAAGUCCUCCCUCUUUAGGAUAUUGACAUUUUUGGCCUGGGUGGGGCUGAGGAGAACUCGAUGCUUUCUCCAGAAUAAAGAGUCCCAAUUUGUAUAUCAGUGUUAAAAAUAAGACAAAAACUUAGAUGAGAUUUUUGUGGACUAUUUUAAAAAAUGUGUCAUUAAUAUAAAAAAAUUUAUAUUAGCAGUAUUUAAUCAUUCUCACCUGUAAAGAGUAAGAAAAACAGAAGGUAAAUAUUCUUACAGAGAAGAGCAGAGCUUUAAGAUUCAUUUUCAAUUUUAAGUCCCUUUUGUUUUGCCAGUGUAUUAAUGUCUAGAGGUCUGUUAUACUAAUGUUAUUUAUUAAUUUUUUUUCAUUUCCAUACACAGUUAACUAAAGAGCUUUUUCAAGCACCCAUGUCUGUAAAAAAAAAAUAUUUUUAAAUAAAGUUUCUUUUGUUGUAGCAGACUGGAGUUCUUGCUCUGCCACGGGGGUGGGAGAGUGACAGACUCGGCCAGCCCCAUCCUCACGGUGAGCCCACUGCUACCCCAAGGCGGUUCUGCGCAACGUGACAGAGUGACAGAGUGAAGGGCCAACUUGGCCUGGCUGCUGCCGAGAAGGGCUGUGGUCCUCUGGGAGCUCGAGCCAUUUGCUCAGAAGCAGAGGUAACCCCUCAUCCCCACUCGCAGAUGCAAAGGUUUCGUGUUCCUUCUGGUGUGAUGCCAGAUCCCAGGGCCCCAGGCUGCAGUGGCAACAUGAUGAAUCAAAAGCACUGUGAGGUUUCUGGGACAAUUAAGCUUUAUUUUUCAUAUAUAUAUAUAUACACACACACACAUAUAUAUAAAGGAAAUUUGCAAAUUUACAGACAACCUAACAAAACCACAUAUACAUACACUCACACACGCACACAGAUACCCAUACACACCCCAAAGCUCCAGCAAGCCCGCCUCUUGUCCCUAAGUACCAUUCUCCGUGAGGGCCCUUCUUGCCAGGACCUAAGCCCCUUAGGGAAGUUUGUAGAAGUUUGGUGCUAGUGUAAUUACAGUCUUAAUCCUCCUAAAGGACAGUCUGAACCUCAUCUGUCCCCUAACCUGUCAGUCUGAUAUGACCCGCUGACUGGGCAGUAGGAGCCAAACUUGGGGGUGGGGGCUGUUGGGCUCAAUGGCCUAACUCUGGAGAAAUGCCCGGCUUCCUCCCUGCAGGGACGGGAUACACCCAGCACCUCUUAGGCAAUGACACCAUUCCCGGCUUCUGCCCCGAGAAAGGUGGGUCACAGCAGGACCUGAAGCAGGCAGGGGCUUGUCAUGGAGGCUGGGGAACGCUCUAGAACCGGCGUGAGAGGGGCUUGUGCUCCGUGAGUCCUCACUUCGGUGACACAACUGACCAACGAAGCCAGCCUUUGGGGCAGGAACCAGACAAACAGGCUGCCUCAUCCGGCUGCGGCAGAGGACAGGUAUGUGCGUCCAUGAGCUACAUACAGAGAGAACGUGGUCUGCGAGACACUCUCUCCCGCCCCCAGGAUGCCGAGACCCCUCCCUGGGAUGAGCAUCACCCAACAGAGUGAGCCGGUGGUAGGUUGGUCCCCGACGAGGGACCUCUGCGAUGGGGCCUGCAGGCCAGCUGGGGCAGGGGGCGUUCUCCACAGCCCGCUGUAGAGGCCUGGGUGGUCAUCCUGAGCGCUGGGAGGGAGGGGGCGAGCGGAGAGCACAAAACGUUCCAGGCGGGAGGGGCGCUCAGUGGGGGUGCGUGGGCUAGUGCCUCAGAUCGAUGUAUUUCUCUCCCUAGAAGCAGGUGAAGAGAACAGAUAAGGGGGGAUGCGGCGGGGACAGGGACGGGAGCCUGAGGUGGUGAGCGCUGGAGGGACGAGGGACUGAAGCCAAAGCUGAUGGACUAGGUGUGGAGGGAAGCAGCGGGAGGGGGUGGUGGGACGGGGUGGGAGAGCCUAGGCCCCUGAACCGGACUGGCCACACUGCACCUGGUGACCUGAGCCACGGCACUGUUCAGGAAAGGUGGUGACGGAAAGUGUUUGCUCUCAGGCUUGGGAGCUGCCCCUUCUCCGGGGUCCCUGGGCCACUCGCCUCACCCUACCAUCUGGGACUAGUGUUAGGAAGCCAAGACGGGCCUGCUCCCAGUCUCCAACAGAGGAGGAGGAAGGGGGGAGACAGUUAGUGUUCGGGGACACGAGAGCCAUCAGCCCCGGCUGCUCCCGAUCCCUGAAGCUGGGUCAGGCGCUGGCCAUGGGCACUGCCUCCUACCUGGUCUCCGGGCGCCCUCUGGUCACGGCUGCUGCCCUGUAGGAGGCCCAUCUCUUCUGGGAGCUUAUCUGACUUAACUUCAACUACAAAUUCGCUCUUACGAGACGGGGGCAGCGUGCUGGGAGGGAGGGAGGCAAGAAGUCGGCAUCUCGGGCAAGGAGAGGGAGGCUCGUUGACAAAGACGUUGGACUGGGCGAUGAGGUGCUCUGGGGCUGGCUCAGGGAAGGGGAACAGGCGGUGAAUGGAGAGGAAGUGUGGGUGACGGCAGCUGGCCAGUGGGCAGGAAAGCGGGGAGCAUUCACACCCAGUGCCCCCUCCUGCUCCCAAGGGGUGAGGGGGCAGGGGGGCAGGCAGGGAAUGUCCCUGCCCAGGCGACAAGCUGGGAAGCGUGAUUGGGUGGGGGCGCUGGGUACCCGGCUUACAUCUCCUGCUUGCCUGACCGCCCACAAGGCAGCUUGCCCUUCUUGUAGAAGAAGUAGAGGACAGCACCCAGCACAGCCAGGACCAGGACGCACACGGUCACAGCCACGAUGGCCACGCCCUUGCUUUCAGGCUCUGGCAGCUUCUUCUCUGUCCCACAAAGAUGCUGGGGUCACUCCCAGCCCCAGGCAGCCCUGACCCCACCAUGCCCCACCCCACCUCACCCCUCCACCCCACCCGGCCACAGCCCAGGACUGAUGGAAGAUGGGCCCCUGCUCACCUUUGUGAACAGGGUUCUCCCGGGAAGGGUCAGGGCAGGAGGCGGCUGCCCAGCCACAGCUCUACUCUCGCGCCAGGACUGCUUACCUGUGGAGGUGCCGUUGGCUCGGACAGAGGGGCUGACAGUGGAUGUGCUGAGGCCAGUGCUUCUGCUGGAGUCUGGUGAGUGGUAAAGGGGUUGAGAGGGGGGUUAGGAAAAGCACACGCUCGUGCCCACACCUGCCAUGCCGCAGGACGAGGCCCUUACCCAGCUCCAAGAAAAUGGUGGUGGUGUUUCUGCCCAGGGCGUUGGAGGCCACGCACUCAGCACCUGUCCUCAACAGCUCUGGGGUCACAAGGACGCUCAGGACACUCAGGACGCUCUGUGGCUCUUGGUCUUGUUCCUGUGCCUACAGGAUGGGGACGCCGCUCAGGGAGGGGGGCGUGGGGAGGGUGCCCAUGGCCCGCAGCGGAGCCUUGGCAGGGGCGGUGGGCCUGCUCACCGUGCCCUCGACGCUCCAAGAGAUGGUGGGCCGGGGAUGUCCCGAGGCUUCGCAAGACAGAUUCAACACUGCAUUCUCCUGCACCCAUAUCCUCCUCUCCUUCUGUGUCAUCCAUGGGGACCC
This is a messenger RNA of Lutra lutra (Eurasian river otter), 14104 nucleotides long. RefSeq names its product Cbl proto-oncogene (gene CBL). Lineage: Eukaryota; Metazoa; Chordata; Mammalia; Carnivora; Mustelidae. Gene Ontology annotation, cellular component: membrane raft; plasma membrane. Gene Ontology annotation, molecular function: SH3 domain binding; phosphotyrosine residue binding; ubiquitin protein ligase activity. The transcript is spliced from 16 exons. The record is from RefSeq and is a predicted model, not a curated record. Gene Ontology annotation, biological process: negative regulation of epidermal growth factor-activated receptor activity; cell surface receptor signaling pathway. Bases 350 to 3079 code for a protein of 909 amino acids.